UGGAUCAUCAGACUUGCGGUCAGUUCGGGACAUGUGACCAUAAUAUAGAGGAUCUGCCCCGACAAGUAUUCACCUCAUCAUCCGAGAGCAAGAAGAUAAAUCAUGUGCAGGAAUAUCCCCUCAAAUGUCUCCAUAUAACAUCCUGGAAUUGUAUAGAAUUAAAUGUUUAUUCACAAUACAGGUUCCUAUAAGGUGUCAGGACGUGGCGGUCUAUUUCUCCAUGGAGGAGUGGGAGUAUGUAGAAGGACACAAGGAUCAGGUCAUGAUGGAGGAUCAGCAGCCCCUCACAUCACCAGAUCCAGUAAGAGAACCGCACCAGAGAGGUGUCCCCGUCCUCUUGAUGAGCAGAAUAUGGAGGAUAUUAUUACAGGGAAAGAUCUGAGCUAUAUUAAUGCUACAGACAUAAAGGAAGAAGAAGAGACAGAUGUGAGCAGUGAUGAGCAGUAUAAGGAGGACAUUUCUACACGGAAAUAUCUGAUCUAUAAUAAUGCUACAGACAUAAAGGAAGAAGAAGACACAGAUGUGAGCUGUGAUGAGCAGUAUAAGGAGGACAUUCCUAAAGGGAAAGAUCUGAUCUAUAUUAAUACUACAGACAUAAAGAAAGAAGUAGAAGAGACAGAUGUGAGCGGUAAUGAGCAGUAUAAGGAGGACAUUCCUACAGGGAAAGAUCUGAUCUAUAAUGAUGCUAUAGACAUAAAGGAUGAAGAGACAGAUGUGAGCAGUGAUGAGCAUUUUAAGGGGGCCAUUUCUACAGAGAAACAUCUUAUCUAUAUUAAUGCUACAGACAUAAAGGAAGAAGAAGAGACAGAUGUGAGCAGUGAUGAGCAGUAUAUGGAGGACAUUUCUACAGGGAAAUAUCUGAUCUAUAAUAAUGCUACAGACAUAAAGGAAGAAGAAGUGACAGAUGUGAGCAGUAAUGAGCAGUAUAAGGAGGACAUUCCUACAGGGAAAGAUCUGAUCUAUAUUAAUGCUCCAGAUAUAAUAGUAAAAGCAGAAGAUACAGAUGUGAGCGGUGAUGAGAAGUUUAAGGAGGACAUUUCUACAGGUAACCACCCAGAUUCUUGUAGCAGGAGAUCAGAGGAGAAUCUUAUAUCUUCAGAUUAUAAAGCAGAUGAUGAUAUCACACAAGAUACAUAUGAAGAACAUUCCAUUAUCCCAGAUACACCCUCAGCCCUUCACAGCCAAGAUCUGUCAUCUCAUCCUUAUAUACAGGUCCUGUCUUCUCAUUCAUCACAGAAAGGUCACAGAAGGGGUGUUGGACAUCAAAGAGAUUGUGCAGGGGAGAAGCAAUAUUCAUGUUCAGAAUGUGGGAAGUGUUUUAAUAGCAAAUCACAACUUAUUCAACAUAAUAUAACUCACACAGGAGAGAAGCCAUAUUCUUGUUCAGAAUGUGGGAAAUGUUAUACUCAUCAGCCAAGUCUUAUUAGACAUCAAAGAACUCACACAGGGGAAAAGCCAUUUUCAUGUUCAGAAUGUGGGAAAUGUUUUACUUUUAAAUCAGGUCUUGUUGUACAUCAACAAACUCACACAGGAGAGAAGCCAUAUUCAUGUUCAGAAUGUGGGAAAUGUUAUACUCAUCAGCCAAGUCUUAUUAGACAUCAAAGAACUCACACAGAGGAAAAGCCAUUUUCAUGCUCAGAAUGUGGGAAAUGUUUUAUUUUUAAAUCAGGUCUUGUUGUACAUCAAAGAACUCACACAGGAGAGGAGCCAUUUCCAUGUUCAGAAUGUGGGAAAUGUUUUACUCAGAAAUUAGACCUUGAUGUACAUCAAAGAACUCACACAGGAAAGAAGCCAUUUUCAUGUUCAGAAUGUGGGAAAUGUUUUGCUCAGAAAUCCUAUCUUGUUGUACAUCAAAGAACUCACACAGGGGAAAUGCCAUUUUCAUGUUCAAUAUGUGGGAAAUGUUUUACAUUUAAAUCAGGUCUUGUUAAACAUCAACGAACUCACACAGGAGAGAAGCAAUUUACAUGCUCAGAAUGUGGGAAAUGUUUUGCUCAGAAAUCAGAUCUUGUUAAACAUCAAAGAACUCACACAGGAGAGAAGCCAUUUCCAUGUUCAGAAUGUUGGAAAUGUUUUACUCAGAAAUCAGACCUUGUUGUACAUCAAAGAACUCACACAGGGGAGAAGCCAUUUUCAUGUUCAGAAUGUAGAAAAUGCUUUACUCAGCAAUCACAUCUUAUUCAACAUCAAAGAACUCAUACAGGAAAGAAACCAUUUUCAUGUUCAGAAUGUGGGAAAUGUUUUAUUAAGAAAUCAAGUCUUGUUAAACAUCAGAGAACUCACACAGGAGAGAAGCCAUUUUCAUGUUCAGAAUGUGAGAAAUGUUUUACUUCUAAAUCAGAUCUUGUUGUGCAUCAGAGAACUCACACAGGGGAGAAGCCAUUUGCAUGUUCACAAUGCGGAAAAUGUUUCACUCAGAAAUCGCAUCUUGUUAGACAUCAAAGAACUCACACAGGGGAGAAGCCAUUUGCCUGUUCAGAAUGUGGAAAAUGUUUCACUCAGAAAUCGCAUCUUGUUGGACAUCAAAUAACUCACACAGGAGAGAAGACCUUUUCAUGUUCAGAAUGUGGAAAAUAUUUUACUUCUAAAAUGUGGCUUGUUGAACAUCAGAAAACUCACACAGGAGAGAAGCUAUUUCCAUGUUCAGAAUGUGGGAAAUGUUUUACUAAGAAAUCAAAUCUUGUUGAACAUCAAAGAACUCACACAGGAGAGAAGCCAUUUUCAUGUUUAGAAUGUGGGAAAUGUUUUAAUUCUAAAUCAGGUCUUGUUGUGCAUCGAAGAACUCACACAGGGGAGAGGCCAUUUACAUGUUCAGAAUGUGGGAAAUGUUUUACUAAGAAAUCAAAUCUUGUUGAACAUCAAAGAACUCACACAGGAGAGAAGCCAUUUUCAUGUAUAGAAUGUGGGAAAUGUUUUAAUUCUAAAUCAGAUCUUGUUGUGCAUCGGAGAACUCACACAGGGGAGAGGCCGUUUCCAUGUUCAGAAUGUGGGAAAUGUUUUACUCGGAAAGCACAUCUUGUUAUACACCUACAGAACUGUUAUACAAAAUGCAAAUAGAAUCCAAAUAACACAUCUGUGUAUACGUCACCAGGUACUAGAAUAUUAUACAUUAAACCUUUUUACAAAUGUAUAAUAAAAAUGUACUUUUCAAACAAAGAGGGGGAGAUUCUCAAAAACUACUGUAAUUUCUGUUCCAGCGAUAUUAUUCACACUGUUUUCUACUCACAUUUUCAAAAUGCUUUGGAAAUACAGUGACCCCCCCGACUUAUGAUGGUCCCGACCUAUGAUCAUUUCAACAUAUGAUAGACUCUCAGAGCCCAUCGUAUGUUGAAGGCAGCAUCGACAUAUGAUGCUGCUGUGUGUCGGGGCCAUCAUACAAACAGAUAUCUGACAGCGCUGACAACUUCAGCAACUGACAGUUGUUUAAUGGGCCCCGUUCUGCCUCCUGUUACUCACAUGCUGUCCUGCUAACUCACGCAGGCUUCCACUGUGAGCUCUGUGUAAGCCCCCCCCCCAGUGCAGCCAUAGCCAAUAGCCUGUAGCAUCUUGCUGCAGGCAUCCAAUGAGCUGCUGGCUGCCCUCCCCUUCCUUUCCUAUAGAGCUGUAGUCGGCAGGAUGGUAAUGGAGGACAUUCUGUCCCCCCUGAAGGUAUUUAAAGAACUGUACAGUACUGUAUGCGAUGUCACACAUCACAUACAAUACAUAUACACACAAUACACCCCAUACAUCAAUGUUUCCCUAUCAGUGUGCCUCCAGCUGUUGCAAAACUAUAACUCCCAGGAUGCCCAGACAGUCAAUGGCUGUACAUGCAUGCUGGGAGUUG
Molecule: messenger RNA, 3823 nt
Organism: Hyla sarda
Lineage: Eukaryota; Metazoa; Chordata; Amphibia; Anura; Hylidae
Product: zinc finger protein 271-like
Exons: 4
Coding region: 163-3057 (964 amino acids)
Biological process (GO): regulation of transcription by RNA polymerase II
Molecular function (GO): DNA-binding transcription factor activity; RNA polymerase II cis-regulatory region sequence-specific DNA binding
Source: RefSeq, a predicted model, not a curated record